AUGGCCUGUCAAAUCAUGUUGUUUGUGCUGCUUUUGGGGAUGAUCAUUUUUGUGAUACACCCUUGUUCCCUAGGACCCCUCUACACAAUAUCUGGAACUGCAAGCUCUCGAUCAGAUGAUGGAAGUUCUCCACGGAUUGCCCUAAAGCGACCUUUUGUCUAUUUUGGACGGACAUACCAUCAAAUUUAUGUCAACCACAAUGGACACCUGACAUUUGACAAUCCACUCAGGGCACAUUCACCUCAAAGGUUCCCGCUAUAUGUACCCAGAGACUUCAUCGCUCCAUUCUGGACAGAUCUCGACAACAGAGAGAUUGGUCAGGUCUACUACAACCAAUACACCAGUGGCAGUGUACUCCAACAAGCUACACGGGACAUUAAUGACUACUUCCCAAACAUGAACUUCAAUGCCAACUGGGUCUUUGUUGCAACAUGGUAUGAAGUGGCCUACUUUCCAAAUUCGGGAACACGUACAACCGUCCAGGUGGUGUUGAUCUCUGGAGCACAGCACUCGUUUGUGUUGAUGAACUAUGGGACAAUAGCCUCAACCAAUUGGAACGUUCAGGCUGGCUAUGAUACAAUAAACUCAACUCAUCAUUUUACCAUACCUGGAUCAUUCACUAAUGCUGCAACAGGCAGUAAUUCAAACUUCCUCCUGAGCAGCAAUGUCAAUGUACCCGGUCGCUGGGCUUUCCAGAUAGACCAUGGAUCAAGAUUCUGCACAUUCAAUGGUGUACCCAUUCAGCUGGGUGACUCAUUCUGGAGCGACAGUACCUGUGCACAAAAGUGCACCUGCACCACAGCAGGCUUGAAGUGUCACAGCCAACCCUGCACCUUUUCCCAAAUCUGCCAACCUGCUGACUUUCAGUUCUCCUGCCAGACGGUGGAGAAAGGCACCUGCAGCAUAAGUGGUGAUCCACAUUACUAUACCUUUGAUGACAGAGUGUUUCACUUCCAGGGAACCUGUACUUAUGUUCUCUCAGAGCAAUGUGGUCAUGGGCUGCCCUACUAUAGAGUAGAGGGCAAGAACGAGCACCGGGGCAGUACUCGAGUCUCUUGGACAAGACUGGUCAAAGUGUACGUCUAUAAUGAAACAAUCGAGAUUGUCAAGGGACGUCGUGGUCAGGCAAAGGUUAAUGGCAACUUUGUUGCCACUCCCAUCUCCCUUAACAAUGGCACAGUCCAGGUUUAUGAGUCAGGAUUUUCUGUGAUCGUCAGUACUAACUUUGGCUUAGAUGUGUCUUAUGACACCAAUCAUUAUGUUUGGAUCAGUGUGCCCUACACUUACCAGAAUGCAACAUGUGGCCUGUGUGGAAACUUCAACAAUGAUCCCAGAGAUGACUUCAGAACCCGCCAAGGUGAGCUUGUGAGCUCUGAUGUGGUUUUUGCAAACAGUUGGCAAGCAUCAGGAGACGAUGAGCCUGGUUGUGGACCACAGUGUGAAGGUCUGGACUGUACUACCUGCACUGAUGCUGAGAUAGCAUUAUACAACAACAAUGCCCAUUGUGGUAUGCUCUCGAACAUUUCUGGACCUUUUGCCGCUUGCCAUGAGCAACUUCCCCCACAGAACUUUGUGGAGAGUUGUGUUUAUGAUCUUUGUCUGGGAGGAGGGUAUCAACCCAUUCUGUGCCAAGCCCUAAAUGUGUAUGCAAGUCAGUGUCAACAGAAUGGUAUAGAGCUGCCGAGCUGGAGGAGACAAGGCUUCUGUGAAAUCCCCUGCCCUGCCAACAGCCACUUUGAGUCCCAAGGCACAGGAUGUCCAGCAACUUGUGUCAAUCCAAAUUCUACCCACAACUGUCCUCUCCCUGCCCAGGAAAGCUGCAUCUGCAAUUCAGGCUACGUCCUUAGUGCUGGAGUCUGCGUCCCUCAUGCCAAGUGUGGCUGCAGCUUUGAGGGUCGCUACUACCGCUCUGGAGAAACUGUAAUACUAGAUGAGGACUGUGGGAGACGUUGUAGUUGCAGUUAUGGCACUAUGACCUGCCGCUCCCAUGGAUGUGGCCCACUUGAAUCAUGCAGCAUAGAGGAGGGAGAAAGAGGAUGCAGACCUAAGAAUUAUGCAACAUGCUGGAUAAGAGGCCCAGGGACAUAUCAAACUUUUGAUGGACUGACAUACCACUAUCCUGGAGCAUGUCGAUUGACUCUUGCCAAAGUAAUGGGAUUGUCUAGUCACCCACAUUUUGUGGUGACAGCUGAAAAAGUGCCCAAAGGCCAACAAGGUUUUGCCCGGUUGCUAAAGUUUGAGGCAGAGGGAGUACAUGUGUCCAUUGAGAUGGAAAAUAGCAGCAGAAUACAUGUUGAUGGUCAGCGGAUCAGACUACCCUUCAGCUCAGCAUCCAGCAGAAUCCAGAUCUACCACAGCAACAUUCACAGUAUCAUCCUGCGCACCUCCUUUGGUGUAACUGUGCAGACGGUCUGGCCUCACUUUGUGCGUGUCACUGCACCUGGCAUCUACAGUAGUUCACUGGGUGGACUCUGUGGUAACUACAAUGGUCAACCACAUGACGACUUCCGUACACCCAAUGGCAUUCUGGUCAACAGCUCUCAGGACUUUGGGGACAGUUGGCGAGAUGGCUCUCUUGCUGCACACUGUGUGGAAAGUGUAAAUCAAAACUCUACAAUAAACUACAAUUCUAGCGAGUACUGUGGCAUUCUUGGCUUACCGCAUGGACCAUUUUCCCAGUGUUGGGACAUGGUGGACCCACAGCAGAAUAUGGAUGCAUGUGUGGAGAUCAUUAAGACCUCCAGAGAUCCAUCAUCGGCACUAUGUGAGGUCCUACGAGAUUACGUACUCAUGUGUCAACUAAAGGGUGUAGCCCUUGGACACUGGAGGAAAGCAACUAGUUGUGAGCAAAACUGCCCUCAAAACAGCCAUUAUGAAGUCUGUGGAACCUCUUGUCCCUCCACCUGUCCCAGUCUCUCUUUCCCUUUUGAAUGUGGUACUGUGUGCCAGGAGGGUUGCCAAUGCAAGGAUGGUUUUGUCCUCAAUGGAAACCAGUGCGUACCACCAACACAUUGCGGAUGCCAUCACCAGGGACGGUACUGGCAAGCUGGCGAACAGUUCUGGGAUGGUGAGGAGUGUCAGAGCUUUUGUGCCUGUGAUGGCACUACUGGGGUAGUCCACUGUGUCCCCAACUCCUGUGGUCCCCAGGAGUCCUGCCGUGUGGUGGAGGGUGAGUUUGGCUGCCAUCCAAACCAUCAUGGCACCUGCUCUGCCUCAGGUGACCCUCACUACAUCACCUUUGAUCGCAAGGCCUAUGACUUCCAGGGAACCUGCCGCUAUACUCUGGUGACCCUUUGUAAUACCACUGAUGGACUCCACCAAUUUUCUGUGGAGGCUAAGAAUGAGCCGUGGAGUGGGCUGCCAGUUUCAAUCACAGCUGAAGUUUUUGUAAAUGUGUGGGGUUUUCAGUUGCACAUGUCAAGAGACAGACAUGGUGUGGUUCAAGUAAAUGGAGAAACUAAAACUGUACCUAUUCUAUUGAAUGGAGGUCAGGUUUCAAUCUAUUCAAGUGGACCUCGUGUAUUUGUCAGUGCUGAUUUUGGCUUGAGUGUUACCUUUGAUGGAUAUAGUUCAGUGUUUAUCUCUGUACCAGCAGAUUACAGAGGAAAAACAUGUGGACUUUGUGGAAAUUUCAAUGGAAAUCCAAAUGAUGAGUUCCACACUCCAUCUGGAAUGAUGGUCACCACUCCAGAUGAGUUUGGGGCAGCUUGGAAAGUGGAAGGCGACUAUACCUGCAGUGAUGGGUGUGGCUCCUCCUGCCCACAAUGCACCAAUGACCUCCCUGCUAGAACCCAAUGUGAGGUGAUUCAAGCAGCUGAUGGCCCCCUCAGCUUCUGCCAUGAAGAGGUGGACCCAGCACCAUAUUUUAAAGACUGUGUGUUUGAUGUUUGUGUGUCGGGAAAUGAGGGGCAAGAUCUUCUAUGCAGAGCCAUUGAGGCAUACGUAAGUGCCUGUCAGUCUGCUAAUGUUCGAAUCUACCCUUGGAGACAGGACACCCCCUGCAGACUUGACUGUCCAGCCAACAGCCAUUAUGAGCUGUGUGGUACCGACUGCGGCCACACCUGUGCCAGCAGCAUUGAUGCUGCCUGUGAGCAGGGUUGCUCUGAGGGAUGUUUCUGUGAUGAAGGUUUUCUCAGGAGCGGGACGAGAUGUGUCCCAGUCGAAAGCUGUGGCUGUCAGUAUGCAGGCUUCUACUACAAUGCUGGUGAGUCCUUCUGGACAGAAGGUUGCUCCCAGCGAUGUGAGUGUCAUGCUCCCAAUGACCUGCGCUGCUUUGCUGCAUCAUGCACUUCGACACAAGAGUGCACCAUCAAAAAUGGCCAGCUUGGCUGUUUCGAUGAUUUGACCACCUGCACUGUGUUCGGGGACCCACACUACAUCACUUUUGAUGGGGCAUUGGCUCAUUUCCAGGGCACAUGCUCUUACAUCAUUACUGAAAGUCUGAGCCACGGCACCAAUGAAACCCAGUUUCAGGUCGUGGCUACCAAUAAUCACCGUGGCAACAACCAUGUGUCAUUUGUGUCAACAGUGGAUAUAUACCUCACAAAUCAGCCUGAGAGUGUGAAUGUUAGGAUUGGACCCAACAAAAGAGUGAAGGUAAAUGGAAGUGAGGUGUCUCUUCCCACCACUGUAGGAACAUUAGCUCAGGUAGUAAGGCAGGAAAACUACAUCGUGGUCAGUGCUGAUGACUUGAUAGUCCAGUUUGACGGGCAGAGUACUUUACUGGUCAGAGUGGGCCACCAUCGUCAAAACAGAGUCACUGGGAUGUGUGGAAACUUCAACAGUGACCCUGCAGAUGACAAAGUCCUGCCCAAUGGCACAUCUGCCCAAAAUGACAACCACUUUGGACACAGCUGGAAGUCACCAACAAGCCAACCACAAUGUGGAUCCACAGAUGAGGAUAAUGGUGAUGGACUGAACGACUGUCCCUUCAUGGAAGAAUACUCUGAGCUCUGUCGUGUCAUCACCAACAGUAGCGGCCCAUUUGGUGCCUGUCACCUGCACUCUGACCCGCGGCCGUUUUUCACUUCCUGCGUUUAUGAUCUCUGCCUCUACACUCCAGCCAACGGCAUGCUGUGUUCUGCAGUCUCCGCCUAUGAGAGAACCUGCUCUGCUUUGGGGUUGAACAUCCCAGAGUGGCGCCCUGCUUUGAAAUGUGCUGAGUCAGACCCCUGUGAACAGCUGGACUGCACAGAGUAUGAGUGGUGUGGUGAGAAGGACGGUGUGUACGGCUGCUUUUGUGAUGAACACCACCAUCGACCCAACAAUGAGAGCUACGACUCGUCCAUCACCUGCGUCAGUAGUUCAGGCACCAUGUCUGUAUCGCGCUGCCAGCUGUUUGAAGCUGGCUUCCCCUCCAGUGCCCUCCACCUCCGAGAUGACACCUGCAAAGGGACUGUCCAGGAUGGACGACUGGUGUUCCACUUUAACAAUGAUGACCAGCUGUGUGGGACAGUUCUCAGGAGCAACGGGACCCAUUUCAUGUAUGAGAACGCCAUCCAGGGCAACGUGGACCCUCAUGAGGGCCUCAUUAGCCGUGAGAAGAGAAUCCUCCUGCACUUCUCCUGUGAAUACCCUCUAGCCCAGGCCUUGUCUAUGGAUGUGGGCAUCAACCCUAUAGAGAGCAUUGUGAACAAAAGGCUUCCACUCGGCCUGGGUCGUUAUAAUUUGCGGAUGAUCCUUUUUGAGGACCCUGGCUUCCACAUCCCCCUGACCAGAAACAGGAAUCUAGAAGUGGAAAUGGACCAGCGGUUGUAUAUUGAGGUGCAGACAGAUGGAGUCGAUGAACAGCAGAUCUCCACCAUUCUGGAUUCAUGCUGGGCAACACCUUUCAAUGACGCAAGCUACCCUGUCCGCUGGGAUCUCAUCACUGCACAGUGUCCUAAUUCAGAAGAUGAAACAGUAGAGCUGAUUCAGAAUGGCGUCUCCACUGUGGCGCAAUUCUCCUUCAGGAUGUUCACCUUUACCAACUUUUCAUCCAUCUACUUGCACUGCCAGAUUCACCUGUGUCUUUUGAGACACAACAACUGCACAGCUCAUUGCUACCCGGGUUACCACACAAGAGUAGCAAGGGAUGUUUCACAUCAUGACACUGCAGCAAUCUCAUUAGGACCACUAAUCCUGAAAAAAGAUGACAGCAUGAAAUUGAGCCGUGCUUCAGGCCAGUUUGCCUCACUGGUGACCCUGCUAGUCAGUUUGCUGACGGCCAAAUCUCUGAGCUAG
Messenger RNA from Plectropomus leopardus (leopard coralgrouper), 6222 nucleotides. Lineage: Eukaryota; Metazoa; Chordata; Actinopteri; Perciformes; Serranidae. The record is from RefSeq and is a predicted model, not a curated record.